Messenger RNA from Cutaneotrichosporon oleaginosum, 1189 nucleotides. RefSeq lists its product as uncharacterized. Gene Ontology annotation, molecular function: protein binding; zinc ion binding; ubiquitin-protein transferase activity. Lineage: Eukaryota; Fungi; Basidiomycota; Tremellomycetes; Trichosporonales; Trichosporonaceae. Gene Ontology annotation, biological process: protein monoubiquitination; protein import into peroxisome matrix. The record is from RefSeq and is a predicted model, not a curated record. Gene Ontology annotation, cellular component: peroxisomal importomer complex; peroxisomal membrane.
CAACAUUGUCAACCACUUGUCCCACCAUGCCGCCGACGCCGCUCUUCCCCGAGGCGGGGCCGAGCAACGCCCAUCUGAGGCCGCACCUCGUCGAGCUCAUCCCGCAGGAGCAGCUGCGGCUCGUCCUUCACCCCGUGUUCCGAUAUGUGUUGACUUACUUGGCUCACCACUACCCACGAUACUUUUUGCGCAUCGUCAACCGGCACGAGGAGGCGUUUGCGCUCGUGCUCCUGCUCGUUGAGCGGCAUCACUUGUGGAAGCAUGACGCAUCGCUCUCCGAGUUCUUCUACCAGCUCCGCCUGGUGCCGGACCACACGCCGACGCCGCGCCUCAGCAGUGUGCAUCCGACGACGACGCCGCGGCUCUCGAACCGGCAGCGGUGGGGGAUGCUGCUCAUCCUCGUGGGCCUGCCGUACGUCCGUGCGCGCGCCGACGACGCGUACGACCGCUGGUCGACGCAAAACGACCCCGAAAUCGCGCUCGCAGACCAGGGCCCGCCGCUGAGCCGCGCACAGCGCCUCUUCGUCUCCCUCUACCCGUGGCUCAGCACGGGCUUCGAGGCCACGCUGCUGGCCUACGACUUCGCGUACCUGUUCGACAAGACGCCCUACUUUCGCCCAUGGAUGCGGUGGCUCGGCGUGCACGUCGAGCGGCGGCAGGACGCGGAAGACCCGAACGCCGCCCAAAGCCUGCUCGCCAAGCUCCCGCCGCUCCUGCCCCCGCUCCUCCUCAUGCUCAAGUUCGCGCAGUGGUGGUACUCGCCGACGUCGCCGCGCUCGCUGCCCACCACGCAGGCCAGUAAGAGCAUGCACACGAGCGUCCUCCCGCCCCGCCCGCUGCCGAUCUCGCCGGAGAGCGGGCUCCUCUCGCCACCCGGCACGCCUGCCGAGGACGGCGCGGUGGGAUACACCAUCGGCGCGGCAGAGUUCGGGCACUGCCCCAUCUGCCGCAACAAGUGGCAGAACGCCGCCAUCCUCCCCUCCGGCUGGGUGGUGUGCUGGCGCUGCGGGUGGGACGCGAUCACGGGCGAGGGUGAUCUCGGCGAGGCGGGGAAGGGCAAGUGCCCAAUCACGGGGGUUGCGGUACACCAGAGCGAGCUGCGGCGUGUGCUUGUGUAGUGAGAGUGUGGAGUGUGUGUUGGAGCGCAAGCGUGGCGGAGACAGACAAUACAUGUGCAUGGAUACGGUAC